Molecule: messenger RNA, 708 nt
Organism: Moneuplotes crassus
Lineage: Eukaryota; Ciliophora; Spirotrichea; Euplotida; Euplotidae
Source: the annotation of a GenBank genome assembly
UUUAUAAUGGAUGACCUAGACGACCUUUUGGACGACCUAGAAGAAGUACCUGCUAAAAAGACAUACGAAGCUUCCUCUGGAGGCUACUCUGGAUUCCAAAGCAGCAAGCCUAAGAAGACAGAGGAUGAUGAGUUUGAAGAUAUGUUAGAUGACAUGCUUGGGCCGGAUGAUCUCCCAAAGGAAAAAUAUUCAAAACCGAGGAAGGUUUAUACCUCCUCAAAACCUAUUGAUGACUUUGGAGCCUUCGAAGAGGAGCAUAAGGAUACAGGCCACGAUGGUUGGGGAGAACCCUCUUCAGGAUUUGGAGCAAGCUCGUCCUCUAGUGUUCCUAAAAUCGCGAAGAAGGGGGAUAAGUGAUAUCCCGUAGUAGUUGCAGGUGAGGAUAUCCCGAGCGGAUAUUGUGCAAACUCUAAGCACCUAGCAGUCUGUGAUAAACUUAUAUGACUCUCUUGAUCUCACAACGUGGUUAGAUUUGUUGGUAAGAAAUGGAAAGAUGAUGUUGAAUAUCUCUUCUUCAGAAAUUUCAUUAAGAUUCCUGAUAAGCUAAAGACCAAGGCUGUUUUUGAAUCAGGGUAUUGAGCUUACGCAUGCCAGUGAAAAUGGAUCUCAACCGAUACCAGAAUAAGUCUUCCACAUGGAGGAAUUAAGUGGACUUGCCCAGGACAUUAAUGAUACUCGAAUAGCGCUGUUUCAAUUUUCUUUAACUAA